AUGUCAUCUUCUUUUACGAACGCUUUGGCUCACGAAAAAUCUCCUUACCUACUUCGACACAAAAACAACUUAGUGGAUUGGAAACCUUGGGGUGAGGAUGCCUUCAGGCUCGCAAAAUCGCUGAAUCGUCCUAUUUUUCUUUCGGUUGGGUACUCAACAUGUCAUUGGUGUUACGUGAUGGAGAGGGAAUCUUUCGAAAACGAGUUGAUAUCAAAAGCAGACUUGUUAUUCUUUUCUUUUCAUGUUGACAGAGAAGAAAGGCCAGAUGUUGAUACCUAUUACAUGAAUUUUGUCAGGAAUAUUUCUAAUUCUGCUGGUUGGCCUAUGAGUGUUUUCAUGGACUAUCAUGCGGUUCCAUUCAUGGGAGGCUCUUACUUUCCGCCUUUUUCGCAGGAUGGUAGAAUGGGCUUCGCAGCUCUCUUGAAACUCAUAGCUGACACAUGGUCAGAAGAGCCAACUCUUCUUCGAUCGCAAUGGAAAUCCAUGAGGGAUUCUAUGGUUCCUGUUCAUAUUCAUUGUAAAGAUGCGAAUAUUCCUAACAACGAAGAAUUAGUUACAAAAACAGUGGAGAAAUAUGAGGAUCAGUUCGAUCAUGAGUUCGGCGGGUUGAAAUCACACUCGAAAUUCUCGAGAGCUCCAAUUCUGGCUCUUUUCAAUGUUCUGAUUGGAAGAAUAGGUCCGAAAGAGUCCGAGUUGAAAACUACACUUGUUACGAUGGUUGAUAGAACUUUGAAAGCGUUGUCGUUAGGUGGAAUACGAGAUCACAUGGAAGGAGGUUUUCAUAGAUACACUGUUGAUCACAAAUGGAUAGUUCCUCACUUUGAGAAAAUGUUAUACGAUCAAGGCCAGCUUCUGACAGUUUUCGCUGAGUUCUCCUUGAUGGCUCAUGGACGAUACAACUUCAUUUUGGAAGAAGUAGUGUCGUAUUUAAGUUCUCGGUUGAAACACACAGAAGGGGGUUUCUACACAGCCGAAGACGCUGUAUCUCAUGCGAGCGUUGGCUCUGGAAAAGAAGUGGAGGGAGCGUUCUAUGUGUGGGAUUAUUCAGAGGUUGCGGAAGCACUGAAAAAUAGCAAUGGGAUAGGUGGCUUAUCUGCUGCAGAGUUAUUUACUGUAUACUAUAACAUUAGCGAAGACGGGAACGCUGCGCACACUCAAGACAUAACCCACGAUUUGUAUCGUAAAAACGUUCUUUAUAUGAGCAAGCCUCAUGAUCUUAUUGCUUCAGAGCUCGGAGUGAGCUCGAUUGAGCUUGAUGACACAAUCAAAUCGCUUAAGAAUAUCUUGUCGAAAGUUCGAUGUUCCAGACCUCAUCCGUUUGUUGACUCAAAGAUACUCACGGACUAUCAAGGCCAUGUGCUGUCUGGAUUGGCUAAAGCUUACCAAGCUUUAAACUGUGAGAAGACCUUAAAGUUAGCUGAGAAUUGUGCUGAAUUCUGUAAAAAAUAUUUGGAAAUCGAAGAAGGUGGUCUGAGACAUUGUGUUUUCAAAACUGAGGAUAACACAAUCGAGUUCUCAACUGGUGAUGUCAUAGGGUUUUCCCAAGAUUAUGCUUAUUACAUACAAGGACUUCUGGAUUUAUACUCUGUGAGUGGAAACGAAGAUCUACUACUGAGAGCGAAGAAAUUGCAACACCUUAUGAUAGAGAAGUUAUGGGAUGAAACAGAAAAUGAGUAUGGCUUUUUCAUGUGUGAAGAUUCUGCUCUGAAAAAUGGAUUACGAUCAGAAGGCGAUGGAGUUGAACCAGCUCCUUCUGCUAUAGCAGCUUCAAACCUUCUCCGGCUCUCCUGCAUUUAUAGUGAUGACAUAUUAAAAGAAUAUGCCGAGAAGAUAUUCCGAGGAGUAGGUAAAAUCCUCGCAAUGUAA
Auanema sp. JU1783 is the source of this 1866-nucleotide messenger RNA. NCBI's taxonomy places the organism in Eukaryota, Metazoa, Nematoda, Chromadorea, Rhabditida, Rhabditidae. The record is from the annotation of a GenBank genome assembly.